Gadus chalcogrammus (walleye pollock) is the source of this 6324-nucleotide messenger RNA. Its product is annotated as diacylglycerol kinase iota-like. The coding region runs from base 386 to 2794 and encodes 802 amino acids. NCBI's taxonomy places the organism in Eukaryota, Metazoa, Chordata, Actinopteri, Gadiformes, Gadidae. Gene Ontology annotation, biological process: regulation of synaptic transmission, glutamatergic; intracellular signal transduction; lipid phosphorylation. The record is from RefSeq and is a predicted model, not a curated record. Gene Ontology annotation, molecular function: protein binding; ATP-dependent diacylglycerol kinase activity. Gene Ontology annotation, cellular component: nucleus. The transcript has 26 exons.
CUAAGCUGUCUGCUGGUGAAACUUCUCCCCAGGAUAGAGAAUAGGAGGAGAGCUUUCAACUCCAGUAGACCUUGAAUCAAGAAGAUAAACAAGACCCAGCUGGCCGGCUGCAGUUACCACGUUUGUGAUCAUUCACCCGAAAACAAAGCCGAUUAUUCACGAAGAUUAAUGCCUCAGGGUCGGGCGAAGCACAUCUGCGUCUUUCCCAUACCGAAGUUGUUGAUAACUUUUCGCAUGGACUUGAGCGAUAUCUAGGCAGAAUAAAAGAGCGACCGAGAGUCACAAAGUCUUACUUCGCUGCAAGAAAACAUCGUUUUGGUGACAUCACGUUAUUUGACAUUUUUUAAGGACAGAUCGGGCCCAGAAGCCGCGUUAAUAUAAAAAGAUGGAAAUCAUGGACAGUGGCGAAUCGUUUCUACACUGGGAUCGGAAUCUGAGUGAGAUCUCGGAGAACGGGGACCACGACAACGGUCUUUACGGCACCCACUUCUCCGAGUUCCUGGACGACCUUACCCACGAUGCCUUGCUGGGCCAGCUCCUCAGCGACCCCUUCCUGUCGGGGGUCCGGGACGGGAUGGAGGUCUUGGAGUCCGGCCAGGGGGGGGUGAUGUGCGGCCGGGGCUGCGGCGGCGGAGACGACGACGAUGAUGACCUGUCUCCCUGCUCCCCCCAGCCCCCCCACGUCGUGGCGGAGCACAGCUACUCGCUGUGCGGGGACAGCCGGCCCCAGUCCCCCCUGUCCCACCUCACCGGAGAGCAGGAGGGGGAGGAAGGGGAGGUGGAGGGAGGCGACUCCGGGGACUGGCCCAUGGAGCAGGAGGAGGACAUCCAGAGCCUCCUCGCCGAGGCCCCCAGCUUCCUGCCCGCCCUGACCCUGGCUCUGGCCGAGAGCCACGCCGCCGCCCAGGGCCCCGCCGCGGCCCCUCUGUCGGAGCCGCCGUCUCCCGCCGCGGCUAGCCCCCACCAGAACCACCACAAGGGCAAGACCAUCAAGAUUAAGGAGGAGAGUGUGAUUCCCCAGAUCAAAUUGGAGCCCCACGAGGUGGACCAGUUCCUGAACGUGGGGUGGAUCCUGUCCACCCUCGAUGAGCUCCAGAUGAACCCCCAACCCCCCGUGGCUGUACUUCCUCUGGGAACAGGAAAUGACCUCGCCAGGACGCUCAACUGGGGCGGGGGCUACACGGACGAGCCGGUGUCCAAGGUGCUGUGCCACGUGGAGGACGGCUCGGUGGUGCAGCUGGACCGCUGGAACCUGCUGGUGGAGAACAGCCCCGCCCAGCCCCCCGAGGAGGGCACCCAGAAGCUGCCGCUCAACGUCUUCAACAACUACUUCAGUCUGGGGUUCGACGCCCACGUCACCCUGGAAUUCCACGAAUCACGAGAGGCCAAUCCCGAGAAGUUCAACAGUCGCUUCCGCAACAAGAUGUUCUAUGCAGGGGCUGCAUUCUCAGAUUUCCUCCAAAGAAGCUCGAGGGACUUGUCGAAGCACGUCAAAGUGGUGUGCGACGGUACGGAUCUCACUCCCAAGAUCCAGGAGCUGAAGUUCCAGUGCAUCGUGUUCCUCAACAUCCCCAGGUACUGUGCAGGCACCAUGCCGUGGGGGAACACAGGGGACCACCGGGACUUUGAGCCGCAGCGUCACGACGACGGCUGCAUCGAGGUCAUCGGCUUCACCAUGGCCUCCCUGGCGGCGCUGCAGGUGGGCGGUCACGGAGAGAGGCUGCACCAGUGUCGGGAGGUGGUUCUCACCACGUUUAAAACCGUCCCUGUCCAGGUGGAUGGCGAGCCCUGCCGACUAGCCCCCUCCACUCUCCACAUCUCCCUCCGAAACCAGGCCAACAUGGUGCAGAAGAGCAAGAGACGGACCUCUGUACCCCUACUCAACGAUCCUCACGCCGUCCCAGACCGCCUGCGAGUGCGGGUCAACCGGAUCAGCCUACAGGAGUACGAAAGACUGCAGUCCGAGAAGGAGCUCCUACGAGACACCUCCAUCGCAGUGGGCAUCGUGGUGGUGAGGGGCGACUGUGACCUGGAGACAUGCAGGCUCUACAUCGACAGGCUGCAAGAGGACCUACACCAGGCGCCAUCUACAGGCCACAGAGUGCACUACCAGGACGAGUGCCGGGGUCUUCCGAGGACAGGCUCGUUCCCCAGACUCUCGCCUAACUGGAGUUUCCUGGAUUCCACCUCAGCGGACCGUUUCUACCGCAUCGACAAGGCCCAGGAGCACCUCCACUUUGUGACGGAGAUUUGCCAGGACGAGGUGUUCAUCCUGGACCCCGAGGGACCCCCGGUGAGCCUGGGCCCCGCCACCACGGGAAUGCCUGACCUGGUGGUGGAGCCAGUUGGUGCACCUCUGACUCCUGAAGAGCAAGCUUUGUUAUCGGCAGCCAGUUCUGGAGAUUUGCCAAUGCUGUCGGAGUGUGUGGUCAGGGGGGUCAGCCUGCUGGUGAGGGACUCUGGGGGAUGCUCUGCUCUUCACCUGGCCGCGCAGAGCGGACACACUCCUCUAGUCAGCUACAUCCUGCACCAGGGCUCCAAGGUGCUUCUGGAUCUGAGAGACAGGGAAAAGGGAGACACUGCCUUGCACAAAGCGGCUUCGGAAAAACAGCAUGCUGUGUGUCGAUUGCUUGUGGAGGCCGGAGCUUCACUUAAGAGGACCAACUUCCUGGGGAGGACUCCAGCGGAACAGGCUCAGGCCGAAGGAGACCAUGAGCUGUCCUGCUACCUGAGCACCCAGCAACUACUCACCCCCACACCCCCCACCCACGAAGACCUGGAGACCGCCGUCUGACCCCCCGCCCACACACACACACACACACACACACACACACACACUCCAAUGUCCGUGUCCUUCUAUUCCCUACACAUCCUUUAAGAUAAAAGGGAGGGACUGAAGCGAAGGAUGAUGGGUAAAAUAAGUUCUAAGAUGGAUUCCCGGUCCACAUUCUCGGACCAACGGAGGGACAACAUUCACUGGGGAACCUCUGAAAACAAAUGGGCAUGAAAAAAUAGACCGAAACGACCCAACUGAAAAGGAAGAGGAGUGAAGGAGUUUAUAAACCACAGGACGGCGACACACACAAACAUACAAACGCACACCCAUAUCAGCCCUAGGCUACAAAAGUAAGCUAAGUCCAUCCACACCACUGCAACAGGAUUACAGUCUUGAGGUGGACACAGAAAAGUCUUCGAGAUGACAUGAUGUACGUCUACAAACGGUGCACUCCUGUGUCACGAGGAAGGUGUGUAUGUGCAAGUGCACGUAUACAGGCGUGUUUUGGAUUGCCCCUUGAGGGUCUGCGAUCCGGCUAGCCCGUGUGUACACAGACCCAAGUAUGUGAUGGGAUUUGUGCGCGUGUGUGUGUUUGUUGUGGUUGUGUGUGUGUGUGUGCGCGCUUGAGUUAGCCUGUGUGUUUGCAUUGCAUCUAUCAAAGAGGGGAGAGUGAGUGUAAAAUCUGAGCCGUAUUCAAUGCAAUACGAAUAUGAAUGGCAUGUUGUUUUAUUUUUUAACAUUUCCCUAUUUAAAGUUUACAUUACAUUAAUGUUUUGAACAUAGUUGUCCACAGAGCACCAAUGAGUAUUGAAUGUGCAAUUUUACUACAGUGCUGGUGGCGUUUAUGAUUGUCUGGUUCUGUUUAGUUUUUAUUCUUUUCAGUUGGUGCGUAUGUAUAUUUUGAACGGUUAACACCUUUUUUUGAUAUCGUAACCUAUUGUAAACCGAAUUAAUUGCUGUAUGGCGUACAACGAUCUCAGAUGGGAUCUGUGGGAGAGGGGCGAUUAGGGCUGGUUUAAAAGGAGUGGCACAGGGACAGCUAUUCUAGUCACCGCCUGCGCUAAAUUACCACGGUAGCACCCUACAACUUUUAUUUAUUAUUAAUGUAUCAUUUUCUUUUUGUUUUUUUGCACCCAACACCUCUUUGGUGACCAAAAUAAUUUCUAUUUCCUCAUUUUUGGGGAAAAGUCAUUGGUGCUCUCAAGAAAGAUUGAUAUCCUGAUAUCCUGCUGAACCACAUACAUUUUACCUUUUCCUCUCCAUCCCUCUCAACCUGACCUACUAACCUCUCUUUGUCCCCUAUUACAGGCAAACAAAAUCCCCACCAAAACAUAGGCAUCUUCUAACAGGGGUAUUCACCCCCAUAUCCCCCGUUAUCUAACCUUAAAACCCACCGAACUCUUCCUCCAAACACCCCCUCAAGUGCAGAUUGUUCUUUACUCGCCAUGUUGAGUGUAUGCCAGGAGAGGUUCUUCAUUGAGAACGUUGAAAUGGUUGCUCCUCUGACGUAUCAUUCACACACUGAGAAACGUAGAGAAAUGAGGUCGCAUUCUACAGUUGUGAACGGUGCCCGUGCUCUUGAUGUGGUUGGUUACUGAGGCACAAGAUUCACUCUGACUUUUUCUCUACAUUCUUCAAAUUGUUGAGUAGAAAUAUACAAAUUGGUAUGAAACUGUGUCACUUGUCAGCAUUGUUUUAUGCAUGGCAUUUUCUAACCUCUAGGAGUACUUUUGAACAUUGACUUAAAGUGGCAUUACUAUGGUUGUUUUACAAUACAAUUCAAUUGAACAAUUUUAAUAAAAUGAUAUAGUUUUAAUGGUUUAAAAUGUGUAAUAGUUACUUGAGAUUUAUGCUUAGGUCGGAAAAAUAUUGAGUGUGUAGUGUUUUUUUGUUUGUUUUGUAUAUUCCUUUUAUCUGCUGAGGUUUUUAUCACAUGAACAUUCAUUGUUAACCCUGUUUUCGAUCAUAUGAUCUCUUAAGAAAAAAAGAGUGACGACAAUGGGGUGACGAAUGAUGACUAAAAGCAAGAUGGCACAGACGACAGCAGCUAAACAAACACAACUUCACCCUCUUGAAAAAAAAGUGAACUUCGCUAAAAAUAGCCUACAUCGAAAGAUUAAUCAUUCAGUUCUUGUGUUGGGUAAUGAAAAAGAGGAUGUGAUAAGGGUGUAACUAACCACUGCUCGAGAGCAUCAAGUAGUUUAAAGACGUGCAGUGGAGAGGAAUCCAUUGUGAGAGUGUGAAACUUCUUGAAUGGUCGAUAACAGCAAACUGUUUGAAAGUGUCACUAAGGUCAACCUGCUGUGCUAGUGAAGAAUGUAAGUGUUUCCAUGAUGAUUCGUAAAUGUGUACAGUGAGCUAGAGUGUCAUACUCUCACUAAUGUGAUCCACAGAAAAACCUUGGUCCAAGUGAUCCCAGAUGAUUCAAGUUAAAUAUCCAAGUCUACUGCCAAACCAAGUGAUGCUGUGUAAGAAGAGUGUCUAAUCAAAACCCCACUUCCUGACUAUGGUCGACUUAAGAAACCAAGGACGAUUGUUUCUUUUCCUCUCUCUCCUUCUUUCUCUCCGUUCACAUAUUUACAGUUUCUUUUUUCUACAGGGACUACUGAGUGCCAUAAACAGUGUUGGAUUUGGAUGUAAUAUAAUCUCACCACUCUAUGUUCAGAGAGUGUGUUAUAUUUUAUAAGAAAAGCAAAUAAAAAAAAUAGGAAGUCGAUGGCACAGAAAAGAAAAAGAGAGGCUAUCGCUAAUAGUUUAGCACGAGAGAUUGUACAACUAUUACAUUGUCUAAAUAACCAUAUCAUUUCAGAAUAAAUAAAGUUUGAAACGUUAAUCUAAAAUUCCAUUUUUGUGGUCGUCAUUUGUUCUCUUAAUUGAACUGAACAUUCGCCUGACGUCAUCGGCGUUAUAGUGUCGAGAGGACAACCUGAAACGGGAUGCUCCAAAUGAGCAUCAUUGGCGUGAGAGAUGGCGGGAUAAUGGUGCAAGCCAGAUGCCUUCCGAGGUGCAAGUGGGGAAAUCUCCCAGCUUUCCUGCGGCAUUUGACGGGGGCACCCCCCUUUUGUUCGGCCCCCCUCGGAGUUCUGAGAGUAUACUGAGUUCAGUGAUGACGCUCUCAACAAAAAAUGUAUUUCUUGACGCUCUCAACAAAUACGAUAGGUCACUCGGAGUUGCAUGCUGAACGUGAAAAAGUUGGUUGACGGUGGUUGACCGUGGAAUCCAACAGAAUUUAAUCUAAACGAUAUAAUAAUUCUACUGAGAAUGUUUGCCGUGGUUAAACUACAUUGCUGCUAAAAUAGCAUCUUAGAUACUUUGCCCCUUGCGUUCUUACCGGUUAAAUGCAGGCUGUUUAAACGUGAUGAUUUAACCAUUGUUGGAAUUAAUAUUAAAUUAAAACAAAACAGAAAUAGGCUUACAAACACAAGAGCGAAACCAAUUGGUGGUCACAUUGUAGAAUGGGUGCUCACGCUCUCCCUCCUGUCGACUCUUAUAUUUUCUUUUAAUGCAACCUUUGAUGCAACUCGAACUUUCCAUCCAAGCCCGUUCAC